AUGCUGCAGCUGGAGCUGUGGGCGGCCGCGGCGCUGAUGCUGCUCGGGGCGGCCGUCAGCCUCUGCAUCAGGUGCCAGCUCUCAGCUACCAAACGGGAGGCGCAGCUGAACAAGCGGAGGAGCCAGCUUGAAAGCCAGCAGAGAUUUGAGGUGAUUCGAUCCCACACCAUUGCAACCCGAAGGCUGGAAAAAAGUAAGGGACCUGAAGACUUAUCAAUAGCAAGUAAAGCCACCAAGGAGCUCAGUGCUUCCCAUCACCCUGGAUAUGGGAGCAGGGAUGAGCCCAGGUACCAGAAUUUCCUGGCAGAGAGCUGCCUGCAGGAAGACACUGCCUAUGUGGAGCCCAUGGCUCUGGAUCACUACUACAACUGCAGCAGGCUCUUCAAUCCACCCCGUGUGAGGUCUCCAGGCAAGCAAGAGAAAGACGAGGAUUCCUAUUCCUAUGAAAAUGUCACCAUUGGAGUGUCCCAGGGCUCUGAUCCAGAUGAUGCUGUGGACUAUGAGAACAGCAUGGCAAUACUUGCAUGGAAACUCCAGCAAGGGCAAGCCCCCCUGACAGAAAGCCUGGAUGAUGAGCCAGACUACAUCAACACAGCUCCUGGGUCAGGCCCUGCCCUGCUGCCAGAGCAAAGUGUUCUGCAUAAAGUCUGAAGAAAUCUUUUGCUGAGCUGUAAGAGUGCACCCAGUGAACAAGCACACAGGGAGGGGGGAG
This is a messenger RNA of Camarhynchus parvulus, 712 nucleotides long. It is a transcript of the gene LAT2, whose product is annotated as linker for activation of T cells family member 2. NCBI's taxonomy places the organism in Eukaryota, Metazoa, Chordata, Aves, Passeriformes, Thraupidae. Gene Ontology annotation, cellular component: plasma membrane. Gene Ontology annotation, biological process: calcium-mediated signaling; B cell receptor signaling pathway; B cell activation. The transcript has 12 exons. The record is from RefSeq and is a predicted model, not a curated record. The coding region runs from base 1 to 651 and encodes 216 amino acids.